ACCAUCGAUCUUUGUGCCGCUCCCGGCGGUUGGAUGCAAGUCGCCGUCAAGAAAGUACCCGUCGGCAGCCUUGUUGUAGGCGUAGACAUUGUUCCCAUUAGGCCAAUUCGCGGUGCAAUUGCUGUACAAGAAGAUAUUACGACGCCAAAGUGUAAAUCAACAAUUAAAAGAAUUAUGGCUGAAAAGGGUGUUAGAGGGUUUGAUUUGGUAUUACAUGAUGGGUCUCCUAAUAUUGGUGGAGCUUGGGCUAUGGAAGCUACUCUGCAGAAUGCUUUGGUCAUUGAUUCUGUUAAGCUUGCUGCUGAAUUCUUAGCUCGUAAUGGAACUUUUGUUACUAAGGUUUUUAGAUCUCAAGACUAUAAUGUUGUUCUUUACUGUCUAAGACAGCUUUUUGAGAAGGUUGAGGUGGAUAAACCUUUAGCAAGUCGUUCGGAAUCUGCAGAAAUAUAUAUUAUUGGUUUAAAAUAUAAGGCCCCUGCUAAGAUUGAUCCUCGCCUUCUUGAUAUAAAGCACCUCUUUCAAGGGGGUAAAGAACCUCCUAAGGUAGUCGAUGUACUAAGAGGGACGAAACAGAAGAGAUACCUGAAGGGGUAUGAAGAUGGGGAGAUACUCUUAAGGAAGGUCUGCUCUGCUGCCGAUUUUGUGUUGUCUGAUAUCAAGAGCCUUGGUUCAGUUACUUCAAUAACGUUUGAUGAUCCUGCUUCUUUACCAAUGAGAGAUCAUCCGCUGACGACACAAGAGGUUAGAACACUAUGUGAGGACUUGCGUGUUCUGGGGGAGCAAGACCUCAAACAACUUUCAAAGUGGCGUAAGCUUAUGAGGAAAGCUUUGGCUCCUUCAGAGAAAAUUAGUAAUCUGGAAGCGGUAGUUGAAUGUGAGAGCGAAGAGGAUGAAGAUAAAAGACUUGUUGAAGAAAUGGAGGAGUUGAAGGAUACUGCACUGAGAAAAAAGAAAAGAGAAAAAAGGCUUCUAGCUAAAAGACUAGCCAAGGACAAAGCACGCGAGGUGUUGGGUAUGCAAUCAGAUGCAACGGAAGAUGGUUAUGUUGAUCAGGAGCUGUUUUCUCUAACAUUGAUAAAGGGUACGAGAGAUGUCGAAACUGUUGAUGACAAUGAAUGUGAUGAUGAAACUGCUGAAGUAAACAGUGAAGAUGAUGAAAAUGACGGGGAAGCCCCGGAAAAUGCAUCUAGCGAUGAGGACUCUGAAGAAGAGCGCAGAAGACGUAACGAUGAAAUAGAGAGGUUGGUUGAGGACCAAAAUGAAAGGUAUAUGGCUCGAGCGGAAAGAAAACUAAAGCGGAUAAAGCGAUCCAAAAUAUCGUACUUGGAUGAUGGUAAACUCUUGCAGGGUAGUGAAGAAGAUGGUAUGGCUCAUUCUGCUCAAGAGUCUGACAUUGAUAUGGGAGAGGAUGAAGCAAAUCCUCUAGUCAUACCUCUAGAAACCGCUCCAUCUCAAGAGGAGGUUAUAAAAACAUGGUUUACUCAAGAUGUUUUUGUGGAACCGGAAGAGCAAGAAAUGUUGGACAAGUAUAAUGGCGACGAUGAAAUGCUAAUAGAUCGAGUAGGAGAAAGUGUCCCAAAUUCUAAGACACAGACUAAUGAAGAGUUGGUCCAAAUCCCAGCAUCUGAGACAGUAGAAGAUUUUGAGAUUGUUCCUGCACCAUCUACAGAUUCAAGUGAUUCGUCGUCUGAUGAGUCAGAUGAAUUAGGUGAGGAUAGCGACAGAAAGGCUGAAAUAGUGGCUACAGCAAAGAAGAUAAUUUUGAAAAGGCGGAGAGAGGAAAUGAUGGACGAUGGUUACAAUAAGUAUAUGUUUCACGAUGAGGGGUUGCCAAAGUGGUUUGUGGACGAGGAGCAGAAGCAUCGACAGCCAAUAAAACCAGUGACGAAAGAGGAAGUUGCUGCAAUGAGAGCUCAGUUUAAAGCAAUCAAUGCUCGUCCUGCAAAGAAGGUAGCAGAAGCCAAAGCACGAAAGAAAAGGGCUGCUCAGAGAAAGCUAGAGAAAAUUCGGAAGAAAGCUAACUCGAUAUCAGACCAAGCAGAUAUUUCUGAUCGCUCAAAGACAAGAAUGAUCGAACAGCUUUACAAGAAGGCAACACCUAAAACACCAGGAAAAGAAUAUGUAGUGGCAAAGAGGGGUGUUCAAGUGAAGGUUGGCAAGGGGAAAGUUCUUGUUGAUCGACGAAUGAAGAAGGAUGCAAGAAGGCAUGGAAUGAGCAAGCAGGGUCCAAAGAAGGGAGCACAAAAACUGAAAGUUCAACGGAAGGCUUCAACAACAGGCAAGAAAGGGAAGUUGAUAUAAACAAAAUUGGGAUCUUCAGGAUCUUGCCAAACAUAAAUUAACUCGAAAAAUGUUCUUUUACGUUGUUUAGUAUCCCAAAUGCAAAACCAACUUAUAUACUGGAGAUUGGAGCACCUGUGUACGAACUUCCAGUAUAUUAUGCUGGAAUAUUUUUCGGAUUUUGAAAAGUGACGAAAUGCUGAUAACUCUACCGAUUAUGCGAA
This is a messenger RNA of Nicotiana attenuata, 2504 nucleotides long. Its product is annotated as adoMet-dependent rRNA methyltransferase spb1-like. The record is from RefSeq and is a predicted model, not a curated record. Gene Ontology annotation, biological process: maturation of 5.8S rRNA from tricistronic rRNA transcript (SSU-rRNA, 5.8S rRNA, LSU-rRNA); rRNA methylation; maturation of LSU-rRNA from tricistronic rRNA transcript (SSU-rRNA, 5.8S rRNA, LSU-rRNA). Gene Ontology annotation, cellular component: preribosome, large subunit precursor; nucleus; nucleolus. The transcript is spliced from 11 exons. Gene Ontology annotation, molecular function: rRNA (guanine) methyltransferase activity; rRNA (uridine-2'-O-ribose)-methyltransferase activity. NCBI's taxonomy places the organism in Eukaryota, Viridiplantae, Streptophyta, Magnoliopsida, Solanales, Solanaceae. The annotation marks the transcript as partial.